CUACAUCUUUUUUAUUUUUUUUUUAUUUUCUUAAUUAUAACAUUCAUUGACUCUCUUUUUUAAAUUCUUGCAUAAAAGACAUUUAAGAAAAGUUUCAGUUGUCAAUACAAGAAAAAGAGAAAAGUUUUUCUAAUUUUAGAUUAUCUAAAAAAAGAAUACACCUAUAAUGGAUCACAACAACUCGGGAUUACCCAUUCCAGUUGGCGGAGCACCUUCUGCUUAUACAAAUCAAUAUGAUCAGUACGCGUACGAGUCUAAUCCUCAAACAGAAAAAAGUCAACAAGACAAGUUGAAGGAAAAAGCCAGAAAAUGGCAGCAAUUACAAAAUAAGCGUUAUGGCGAAAAAAGAAAAUUCGGUUUUAUUGAACAUGAAAAAGCUGAUAUGCCUCCUGAGCAUCUUCGAAAGAUUAUCAAGGAUCAUGGUGAUAUGACGGCAAAGAAAUUUAGACAUGAUAAACGUAUUUAUCUCGGUGCACUCAAGUAUGUUCCUCAUGCCGUUUUAAAGUUACUGGAAAAUAUGCCUAUGCCUUGGGAACAAGUCAGAGAAGUGUCUGUUUUGUACCAUAUUACUGGUGCCAUUACUUUUGUGAAUGAAAUUCCUUGGGUCAUUGAACCCGUUUAUAUCGCUCAAUGGGGUUCUCAAUGGAUUAUGAUGCGUAGAGAAAAGCGUGACAGAAGACAUUUUAAGCGUAUGCGCUUCCCUCCUUUCGAUGAUGAAGAACCCCCUCUCGAUUACGGUGAUAAUAUUAUGGAUGUCGAACCUCUUGAAGCUAUUCAAAUGGAAUUAGAUGAAGAAGAAGACGAUGCUAUUUAUGAUUGGUUUUAUGACAACAAACCUUUAAUGGAUACCAAAUUUGUGAAUGGUUCUAGUUACCGUAACUGGCGUUUGAAUUUGCCAAUUAUGUCUACUUUAUAUCGUGUUGCCCAUCAAUUGCUCUCCGAUCUUAAUGACAAGAAUUACUUUUAUCUCUUCGAUCUUAACUCCUUCUUUACUGCAAAGGCUUUAAGUAUGGCCAUCCCCGGUGGUCCCAAAUUCGAACCUCUUUAUCGUGAUAUGGAUUCUGCAGAUGACGAUUGGAACGAAUUCAAUGAUAUCAACAAAAUUAUCAUUCGUCAACCCGUUCGUACAGAAUACAAGAUCGCUUUCCCUUUCUUGUACAACUCCCUUCCUCGUAGUGUACAAGUGUCAUGGUACCAUUACCCUACAGUCGUAUUUAUCCGUACUGAGGAUCCCGACCUUCCUGCCUUCUACUUUGAUCCUAUCGUUAACCCUAUUUCUUCUCGUAACGUCGAUAAUGCUGGCACACAACAUGAAGAUGAGAUUUUCGGUGAUGGAGAUGAGGACACUGAGUUUACGUUACCCAACUAUGUCGUUCCUUUCUUGGAUGAUACUGAACUUUAUACUGAUAAUACUGCCAAUGCCAUCUCACUUUACUGGGCCCCUCAUCCUUUCGAUAAGAGAUCAGGUCGUACUCGUCGUGCUCAAGAUGUCCCUCUUGUCAAGAGUUGGUAUCUCGAACAUUGUCCUGCUGGUCAACCUGUCAAAGUCCGCGUUUCUUAUCAAAAGUUACUUAAAUGCUAUGUUUUGAACGCUCUUCGUCAUCGACCUCCCAAGGCACUUAAUAAGAAGUAUCUUUUCCGUAGUCUUAAAGCCACCAAGUUUUUCCAGACUACACAAAUUGAUUGGGUUGAAGCUGGUCUCCAGGUCUGUCGUCAAGGUUAUAACAUGUUGAAUUUGCUGAUCCACAGAAAGAAUUUGAACUAUCUUCAUCUCGAUUACAAUUUCAAUUUGAAGCCUGUCAAGACCUUGACUACCAAGGAAAGAAAGAAGUCUCGUUUUGGUAACGCUUUCCAUCUUUGUAGAGAAAUUUUACGUUUGACCAAGCUCAUUGUGGAUUCCCAUGUCCAAUACCGUCUUGGUAACGUGGAUGCUUUCCAAUUGGCCGAUGGUCUUCAGUAUAUCUUUUCCCAUGUGGGUCAAUUGACUGGUAUGUAUCGUUACAAGUAUCGUUUGAUGAGACAAAUUCGUAUGUGUAAGGAUUUGAAGCAUUUGAUCUAUUACCGUUUCAAUACCGGUCCCGUGGGUAAAGGUCCUGGUGUAGGUAUCUGGGCCCCUGGAUGGAGAGUUUGGCUUUUCUUUAUGCGUGGUAUCGUCCCCCUCCUUGAGCGUUGGUUAGGUAACUUACUCGCUCGUCAAUUCGAAGGUAGACAUUCAAAGGGUAUUGCCAAGACUGUCACCAAGCAACGUGUUGAUUCUCAUUACGAUUUGGAGUUGAGAGCCGCUGUUCUUCAUGAUAUUAUGGAUGCUAUGCCUGAAGGUAUUAAGGGUAACAAGUCCCGUACCAUUCUUCAACAUCUUUCUGAAGCUUGGAGAGCUUGGAAGGCUAAUAUUCCUUGGAAGGUGCCUGGUAUGCCUGCACCGAUUGAAAACAUGAUCCUCCGUUAUAUCAAGGCUAAGGCUGAUUGGUGGACCAGUGUUGCUCAUUAUAAUCGUGAACGUAUCAGAAGAGGUGCUACUGUCGAUAAGACCAUUUGCCGUAAAAAUUUGGGUCGUUUGACUCGUCUCUGGCUUAAGGCAGAACAAGAACGUCAACAUAAUUAUCUCAAGGAUGGUCCUUACAUCACUGCGGAAGAAGCUGUUGCUAUUUAUACCUCUACCGUCCAUUGGUUAGAAAGCCGAAAGUUCUCUCCUAUUCCUUUCCCCCCUCUUUCUUACAAACAUGAUACCAAAUUGCUCAUUCUUGCCCUUGAACGUCUUCGUGAAGCUUACAGUGUGCAAGGUCGUUUGAACCAAAGUCAGAGAGAAGAAUUGGGUUUAAUUGAACAAGCGUAUGAUAAUCCCCAUGAAGCCCUUUCACGUAUUAAACGUCUCCUGUUGACUCAACGUGCUUUCAAGGAAGUUGGUAUUGAAUUCAUGGAUCUGUAUUCUCACUUGAUUCCUGUUUAUGAUAUUGAACCUCUUGAGAAGAUUACGGAUGCCUACCUUGAUCAAUAUCUUUGGUAUGAGGCUGACAAGCGUCAUCUUUUCCCUGCAUGGAUCAAGCCUUCUGAUUCCGAACCUCCUCCAUUACUUGUUUAUAAGUGGUGUCAAGGUAUUAACAACUUGACCGAUGUUUGGGAUACUACUGAAGGUCAAUGUAAUGUCAUGAUGGAGACCACUUUCAGCCGUGUUUAUGAAAAGAUUGAUCUUACGCUCUUGGGUCGUCUUUUGCGUCUGAUUUUGGAUCACAAUUUAGCUGAUUAUGCCACGGCCAAGAACAAUAUUGUGUUGAAUUAUAAGGAUAUGAAUCAUGUGAACGCCUUUGGUUUGAUCCGUGGUCUUCAAUUUGCUUCAUUUAUUUUCCAAUACUAUGGUCUUGUCUUGGAUCUUUUGGUGUUGGGUCUUCACCGUGCUAGUGAAAUGGCUGGUCCCCCUCAAUUGCCCAAUGAUUUCUUGCAAUACCGUGAUGUUGAUACAGAAACACGCCAUCCUAUUCGUUUGUAUUCUCGUUAUGUGGAUCGUAUUCAUAUCUUCUUCCGUUUCACUGCGGAUGAAGCGCGUGAUUUGAUCCAACGAUACUUGACGGAGCAUCCUGAUCCUAAUUUCGAAAAUAUUGUUGGAUAUAAUAACAAGAAGUGCUGGCCUCGUGAUUGUCGUAUGCGUCUUAUGAAACAUGAUGUGAACUUGGGUCGUGCCGCCUUCUGGGAUAUCAAGAAUCGACUUCCUCGUUCUUUGACGACAAUUGAAUGGGAGAAUAGUUUUGUGAGUGUGUACUCUCAAGAUAAUCCCAACUUGCUGUUCUCGAUGAGUGGAUUCGAAAUCCGUAUCCUUCCCAAGAUCCGAAGCUUGAAUGAAGAAUUUACCUUAAAGGAUGGUGUCUGGAAUUUGGUGAAUGAACAAACCAAGGAAAGAACCGCACAAGCCUACUUGCGCGUUGAUCAAGAAUCGAUGGACAAGUUCCAUAACCGUAUCCGACAAAUUUUGAUGGCUUCUGGUAGUACUACUUUCAGUAAGAUUGCCAACAAAUGGAACACUGCCUUGAUUGGUUUGAUGACAUAUUAUCGUGAAGCUGUUGUUCAUACGCGUGAAUUACUUGAUUUACUCGUGAAGUGUGAGAACAAGAUCCAGACGCGUGUCAAGAUUGGUCUCAAUUCCAAAAUGCCUUCUCGUUUCCCUCCUGUAGUGUUCAUGACACCCAAGGAAUUGGGUGGUCUUGGUAUGCUCUCUAUGGGUCACGUUUUGAUUCCUCAAUCUGAUUUACGAUGGUCCAAGCAAACAGAGACUGGUAUUACUCAUUUCCGUUCUGGUAUGUCUCAUGAUGAAGAUACGUUGAUUCCUAACUUGUAUCGUUACAUUCAAUCUUGGGAAUCCGAGUUUGUUGAUUCUCAACGUGUAUGGGCUGAAUAUGCUUUGAAGCGUCAAGAAGCCAAUGCACAAAACAGACGUUUGACUUUGGAAGAUCUGGAGGAUUCUUGGGAUCGUGGUAUUCCUCGUAUUAAUACACUUUUCCAAAAGGAUCGUCAUACGCUUGCUUAUGAUAAGGGUUGGCGUGUACGUACCGACUUCAAGCAGUAUCAAGUGUUGAAGAACAAUCCAUUCUGGUGGACUCAUCAACGACAUGAUGGUAAGCUUUGGAAUUUGAACAAUUAUCGUACGGAUAUGAUUCAAGCUCUUGGUGGUGUUGAAGGUAUUUUGGAACACACCUUGUUCAAGGGUACGUACCAUAAGGAUUGGCAUGGUUUGUUUUGGGAGAAGGCGUCUGGUUUUGAAGAGUCGAUGAAGUCCAAGAAAUUGACCAAUGCUCAAAGAUCCGGUUUGAACCAAAUUCCCAAUCGUCGUUUCACGCUCUGGUGGUCCGUUACAAUCAAUCGUGCAAAUGUUUAUGUCGGUUUCCAAGUGCAACUUGAUUUGACUGGUAUUUUCAUGCAUGGUAAGAUUCCCACUCUCAAGAUUUCUCUCAUUCAGAUUUUCCGUGCGCAUUUGUGGCAAAAGAUUCACGAGGCGCUUACCAUGGAUUUUGCUCAAGUAUUUGAUCGUGAAUUGGAAGCUCUCCAGAUUGAAACAGUGCAAAAGGAAACUAUCCAUCCCAGAAAGUCUUACAAGAUGAAUUCCUCUGCUUCUGACAUCUUGUUGUUUGCUGCCUAUAAGUGGCCUGUCUCUCGUCCCUCACUCUUGAGUGACCCUAAGGAUGUGAUGGAAGGUCCUACCACUACCAAGUACUGGCUUGAUAUUCAAUUGAGAUGGGGUGAUUAUGAUUCUCAUGAUAUUGAAAGAUACACGCGUGCCAAGUUCUUGGAUUACACUACGGAUAACAUGAGUAUCUAUCCUUCUCCCACUGGUCUUAUGAUUGGUGUUGAUUUGGCCUACAAUUUGUAUUCUGCUUACGGUAACUGGAUUCCUGGUAUGAAGCCUCUUGUUCAACAAGCAAUGGGUAAGAUCAUGAAGGCCAAUCCUGCUCUUUAUGUCCUUCGUGAACGUAUCAGAAAGGCCCUUCAAUUGUAUUCUUCUGAGCCUACUGAACCUUACUUGUCAUCUACCAAUUAUGGUGAGUUAUUCAGUAACCAGAUUAUUUGGUUUGUUGAUGAUACCAAUGUUUAUCGUGUUACCAUCCACAAGACUUUCGAAGGUAAUUUGACUACCAAGCCUAUUAACGGUGCGAUUUUCAUCUUUAAUCCUCGUACGGGACAACUUUUCUUGAAGAUUAUUCAUACAUCUGUAUGGGCUGGUCAAAAGCGUCUUGGUCAGUUGGCUAAAUGGAAGACAGCGGAAGAAGUUGCUGCUUUGAUUCGAUCUCUCCCUGUUGAAGAACAACCCAAGCAAAUUAUUGUGACAAGAAAGGGUAUGUUGGAUCCUUUGGAAGUUCAUUUGCUUGAUUUCCCCAACAUUGUGAUCAAGGGUUCGGAACUUCAAUUACCUUUCCAAGCUUGUUUGAAGGUGGAAAAGUUUGGUGAUUUGAUUUUGAAGGCUACUGAACCUCAAAUGGUCUUGUUCAACUUGUAUGAUGAUUGGUUAAAGACGUUCUCCUCAUACACUGCGUUCUCCCGUUUGGUUCUUAUUUUACGUGCACUCCAUGUCAAUACAGAUAAGACCAAGAUGAUCUUGCGUCCUGAUAGAAGUACGAUCACCGAACCUCAUCAUAUCUGGCCAACGCUCUCAGAUGAAGAAUGGGCCAAGGUGGAAGUGCAAUUGAAGGAUUUGAUUUUAGCUGAUUAUGGUAAGAAGAACAACGUCAAUGUUGCAUCCCUUACCCAAUCGGAGAUCCGAGAUAUUAUUUUGGGUAUGGAAAUUCAAGCGCCCUCUCUCCAACGUCAACAAAUUGCUGAAAUUGAGAAGCAAACAAAGGAACAAUCCCAAUUGACUGCUGUUACUACCAAGACGCGUAACAUCCACGGUGAUGAAAUGGUUGUGACGACUACUAGUAAUUACGAACAAGCUACGUUCUCUAGUAAGACAGAAUGGCGUAUUCGUGCUAUUUCUGCCACGAAUUUGUAUUUGAGAACAAACCAUAUCUAUGUUAACUCGGAUGAUAUUAAGGAACAUACGUAUACCUAUGUGAUGCCCAAGAAUGUGUUGAAGCGAUUCAUUACGAUUUCUGAUUUACGUACACAAAUUGCUGGUUUCAUGUAUGGUGUCAGUCCUCCUGAUGCACCUAAUGUCAAGGAAAUUCGAUGUGUAGUGAUUCCACCUCAAUGGGGUACACAUCAAACUGUUCAUUUACCCAAUACGCUUCCCGAACACGAAUACUUGGCAGACUUGGAGCCUUUAGGAUGGAUCCAUACUCAACCUCAAGAAUUGAUGAAUAUUUCACCUCAAGAUGUGACUACCCAUGCGAAAUUAUUAGUGAACAACAAGACGUGGGAUGGAGAAAAGACGGUGACAUUGACGUGUUCGUUCACGCCUGGUUCAUGCUCACUUUCAGCGUAUAAGUUAUCCCCGGCUGGUUUCGAAUGGGGUAAGACGAACAUCGACCCUGGUAACCAACCUCAAGGCUACUUGCCUACACACGGAGAAAAGGUGCAAAUUUUGCUGUCGGAUCGAUUCCUGGGUCACUUUAUGGUGCCUUCGGAAGUGUGGAAUUAUAACUUUAUGGGAGCACAAUUUAGUGCAAACAUGAAUUAUCGACUUGUGUUGGAUGUGCCUAAAGAGUUUUACCAUGAGUCUCAUCGUGCUGCUCAUUUCAUGAACUUUAGUAGUGAAACGGAAGCAACGACAGAAGCAGAUAUUGAAGACAACUUUGCUUAAGAAAAAAAACAAAAAUGUAAUCAUCUAUAAAUAUAAAUAAUAAAAACAAAAAUUACAAAUUC
This is a messenger RNA of Mucor mucedo, 7284 nucleotides long. RefSeq names its product pre-mRNA-processing-splicing factor 8. Lineage: Eukaryota; Fungi; Mucoromycota; Mucoromycetes; Mucorales; Mucoraceae. Bases 167 to 7222 code for a protein of 2351 amino acids. Gene Ontology annotation, cellular component: U5 snRNP; catalytic step 2 spliceosome. Gene Ontology annotation, biological process: mRNA splicing, via spliceosome; spliceosomal tri-snRNP complex assembly. The record is from RefSeq and is a predicted model, not a curated record. The transcript is spliced from 3 exons. Gene Ontology annotation, molecular function: U6 snRNA binding; U5 snRNA binding; pre-mRNA intronic binding.